Messenger RNA from Beauveria bassiana ARSEF 2860, 309 nucleotides. RefSeq lists its product as uncharacterized. Bases 1 to 309 code for a protein of 102 amino acids. The record is from RefSeq and is a predicted model, not a curated record. Lineage: Eukaryota; Fungi; Ascomycota; Sordariomycetes; Hypocreales; Cordycipitaceae. The transcript has a single exon.
AUGAAGUUCUCGGCCAUUGUUGCUAUCCUUUUUGUUGACCUCGUCACGGCUGGUCCUGUGGCGAGAAGAGCCCGUGGCGGCGGCAAUGACGUGCCCGAUAUCAACUCCGGAUUCAUCCAGCCUCCAAAUGAUGAUGGUGACCUUCCCAACAUCAACACGGGAUUCAUCCAACCCUCAAAUGAUGAUGAUGACUUUCCCAACAUCAACACGGGAUUCAUCCAGCCUCCCCCAUUGAACGAGAAUGCGCCGCGGCCCCUUCCCCUGAGCGGUGCUCGCGAUGACAACGCCAUUUUUUCCUCUAAAGACUAG